This is a messenger RNA of Pomacea canaliculata, 4557 nucleotides long. RefSeq lists its product as uncharacterized. NCBI's taxonomy places the organism in Eukaryota, Metazoa, Mollusca, Gastropoda, Architaenioglossa, Ampullariidae. The coding region runs from base 520 to 1215 and encodes 231 amino acids. The transcript is spliced from 9 exons. The record is from RefSeq and is a predicted model, not a curated record.
UAAUCAACACACACAUACAAAAUUGUCAGCCUUCAGCAAUUUUUCAUUCUUGUGGCGUCUUCCGUUGUUCUGGUGCUUUGGGAGUUGUUACAGAUAGCACACGCUAAAUCAGCCUUCCCUCGUUGCUACUGCCGUCUUCUCUGCAUCCGCAGCUGAGCCACAUGCACACGAUGUGACCCUGAACCCGGAUAAAGGGCUGAAGUCAUCGGCAAAGCAGACGACCAUCUAUACUCGGCUGUUGACUGCACAAAUUAUGCAUGAUUGUGCACAUGCGAGCAAGCAUACAAACACGCUGUGUUUCCCCACAUCAGUGUGCAAGUAUAAAAGGCGUGGCCGGUAUAUAGACGUUCUCACCGCAUCAUUUAUUGCCUCCGGACACCGACGUGGUCGACAACCCACACAUUAUUGUUUUUCUGUAACGGUCGCUACUGAACCGCAACUUCCGGAAGACCCCAGCCACCCCCACCCGGGGCUUCCCCUUGCUGUUCGCCCCCAAGUCGCAAAUAGAAAAGCAGUGUUAUGGCAGCCAACCACGGCUACGCGGAAAGCCUCAAGGAGGCAGAAGCUCCCCCACCCUACAAUGCCACUGACUCCAGGCCUAAUGCAGAGCUACCUUCUUAUCAAGAUGUUCAGAACAGUACUUUUGAUGGUGCCCCGCCUUCUUAUGAAUCCCUUUUUGGGAAGAUCAAAGCAACAAGGCAAUCAUCAAAAGGAUUUUGCGAUUUCCUAAAGAGUGUUUUUGCACUUUUGAUAGGAACAAUUGGAUUUACAAUAUUUCUGGCCUUCAUGCUUGCAAUCCCCAUUGCCAUGAUUGUGAUGGGUGCAAAAUAUUUGGGAGACUGCCCAGCAGAACGUUACAUUCCCAUCUACCUGAUUGUUGCGGGCUGCUUUAGUACUGCCAGAAAUCUGAGUGCCAUUGGACGCCGCUGUAAGGCCAAGAUGGAAGGACAAGAUGCAGAGGAAGAGAACAGCAGGAAGAUUAACUUCCUAGAAACUGUUGUUGACUGCUUCAUGAUUGCCUGGUUCAUAGCAGGCAAUGUUUGGAUCUAUCGUACGAAGCAUAAAUUCAGCACCAAUCCAGAAGCAGACAACUUCUGCGACCCUGUGCUGUAUUGGUUUGCUUUCUGGGUGACCACAGCUAUGUACAUGUUGAUGGGAUGCUGUUGUGCUGUUGGAUGCUUUGUUAUUUGUAUACUAUCACUUAUACCUACAUAAUAUGAAUGAUAUUUUUGUCUUUAAAGAUGUUCUCUCUUGCCUCUGGCCCUUCAGCUGCUUUUUGCUUUCUUUCACUUCGCUCCUCUAUCUGUCUUCUCUUUUCACUUCUCUUUCUUUAUCUUUUUCUCUUUAUUUAUACACACACAUGUGCAUGGAUAAUAGCUCUUUCCAUGCCUUGUCCUGUCUGCACUUUAAAUAUCAGUAAGGGCUCAUAGGAAAAACAUUUAUAAAAUGUAGUUUUAUGCCAACAUGCAACCCACGAUUCCAUGUAUCAGGAAUAUUGGACAUUUUUAUCUCAAGUCAGCCAGCUUAUUCAGAAUGCUGAUGCACUAUAGUAUUAAGAAGUGACAAUAAAAUGUGGCAUAUGAUAAAUGUUUCAGAGUAUUUUGAUCAAUUUUACUGUGAGCCUUAUGAACUUUACAGGUACAUGGUACCAUGUUCAAAUAUCUACAGUAGAUGUGUAUUUUUGUUGGAUCAAAAACAUGUGUUUCAUAUUAGAUACAAGAAAUUAGUACAAUUACAAAUAACUGAAAAACAAAUUUUAUAUUUUAGUUUAUACAUUUCUACCUUUAGGUUGUUAUUUACAAUUGGAGGUGGUGCAGUAUUGAAAUUUUGCAGAAAAUGGAAAUGCUUAUGAGCUGUUCUAUGAUUGGUGGUUCUUUGGGUUGAUUACAGUAAGGUCAUUCAUUGUGAUAGUAUUUCUCUUUUUCUACCAUGAUUGGUGGUUAUUGGGGUUGAUGACACUAAGGUUAUUUAUCAUUUUAGUGUUUCACUUGUUUUACUAUGCUCCACUGUUUACUGUACUCCACGUGUAUUUUACUUGUGCUUGAUAUUUUACAACCUGUAUAUAUCACUUCUAUUUGUUUUCCAUUUAUGCAUCAUUUUGCUGCAUUUGCGUUUCAGUCACACAUUUUCAAUAGCAGGGCCUUUGUUUUGUACAGAAUUUUGGUCAAGAAUUCUCAUUUUUCAUAAAUUGUUUUGAAUGAUGGCUGCAGAUAAUUUGGGGUUGUUUUUUUUUUCCCCCACUUCCUAAGAGUUCUGUUAUCUAUCCUAGUUUUCUCAUAAGAUGAGGGACUCAAAGCUGAUGCACCUGCUCAAGAUUCUGUUACUGUCAUUAGCCUUUGUAAAGCAGAAUUAUCCAUGUUUUUGAAUGUCUCUGAAGUUAACCUUUUUCAAAUGAAUUUUUAUAUACAAUUUUUAAGUGAUAUAUUUUGGCUAUAUUUGUAAUGAACUCAACUUACAUUUUCACAAAAUGUCAUGUAUUAUCAUUUCCUGUAUAUUUUUUCCACUAGAUUUCAGCCUUAUACCAUUAUGAGCUUUAAAUCUAAAAUAACAUGUUAGGGUGACAUCUGGCAUCCCUUCAUGCUUGACGAUUUAUAGAUCUAUUUUCUAGGUUGAUCAGAAUAAAUAUAGAUAUUGUUUUAAUGUAUUACAUACUGAUAAUGAUGAUGGUGCCCUUUUGCAUGAUAUUUUGGAAAGCUUAUGCUGGGCUUUUGCAAAUUUUCUUCUGCUUUAUCUAGUGCACAGAUAUUGGCUAAAGAGCUUUAAGAGAUAUUAAGUUUUAGAUGCAUCUGUAUGUAUUAAUAUCUAACAGUUUAUGUCCUGCAACAAACAGCAUCUUGAAGGAUCUUUUUGUGGAUCUGAAUGCAAACGCGCUUUGCCUUUUUCCAUCAGACCAUACCAUGCACAAUGCCUUGUAUAUGUGUGUGUGUGUGUGUGCGCGCGCACGCUUGAGUGGACAUGAAUCUUACAAACCUAUGAAUACAUGGAGAUGUUGUGUAUGCGUUUUCAAGCUAAUAGCACAAGGCCUGCUUUUAACUAAAAUGGAUAUUAUGAAUAUAAGCAAAUGCCACUGGAUUGGCAAUAGCUCUGGAUUGGAGGUUCAUAGCCAUAUCUUAAAAUUUACUAAAUCAUUAUUCUUUAACUGCUGAAAAACCUUGCCAAAAGUGCAACAGCUGAUGUAUGGAACUACAAUGGAAACUACUUCUCAUCUUACAUUCUUUUGUGUUCUUUACUUUUGGUGCGUUUAAAUGCACAUUUCUGGAAGGGGAGAGCAGGGUUUUUAAUAUUUCGUAAGCAGGAGCUGCCUGACAACCCACAACCAUGUGUACUAGUUGGAUUCCUUUUAACAAAGUGCUAAGGAGUCAGACUGUUGUCAUUUUGGCCAGCAUUAGAGCAAUUAUAAUUUUUACCUGAUAAUCUGUAAGAAGAAACAGCAGUAGCAUGUCAGUUUAGGAAAAGGAUAUAUCUAGACCUGUCCUAUAAUAAUGUAAGAUUUGUAUAGCACCUACACUUGUAAGAAGCAUGCUCAUAGCACAUAACAAGAACGAGACAUGGAGAACAUACAAGGGACAGAAGAAUUAACCACCUGUGGUACUGAUCUCACGUGGCAGACUGACAGAUAUCUUCAACUUGUUUAUCAAGAGUCCUGUCUGCAGCAACAAUUUCAGAUUCCUGACAGAUGACACAAAGCUGAUGGUUUUACCCACCUUGUCAUUUGGACAAAUGAGUGAAGGUUGAUUUCUUCUCGAGCAUAGAAAGGCUUCCGUUUUAUCGAGUGUUUUUUUACCAUAAAGUCCUUGACGUUGGUAAUGCUGGCUUCUAUAGUGCUAGUAGAUGAGUGAGACUCAGGUGAAGUGGAGUGGCACAGUUGCAUGUCGUUAGCAUAUGAUUGAUGAGAAGCCUGGUGAGACUUGUUGCAUGAUGAAAAUGGUUUAGAAAUUAACAGAACUGGUCCCAGUACUGAGCCUUGAGGGACACCACAGGCAAUUAGCACUGAUGGUCAGUGUAAGAAAAUAAAACGGAAAGAGCUAUUUAGAUUUUCAAUUUCUUGAGCAGCAUCAGUUACCUUGAAGUUCAUCUUACAGACAUUAAGCUUGUGCUUCUCCAUGCAUGCUGGUAGCACCAAGGAUUUUUGUCUUUAAAUGUGUAUGCCUUGUAACCUUUUAUUGUCAUGAUUGGUUAAGGUGAUGAUAACUGUAAUCUUUGUGUAUAUCGGGCAAAUCUAUGUAAAUACUUUAGUGUAUUAUUGUUGUGGUUUCAUUUUUUAAAAACUUUUCAGCGUUUUGUUUAAAGGAGCAAGUGAAUGUUAUCAGUUAUGCAAGGUCAAGUUUGUACAAGGAUGAACCUAAUUAGCAUAUGGUCCUGGCGUUUGACUACAGCUUUCACCCAAUAUCUGUAUUUUUUUACGUGUUCAUUUAGCUGGUAAUGUUUGUAGGUAUCACCUAAAUAUUUGGAAAGUUAUCUUCUACCAAAUUUUACCCAAUCAUUAGGAAAAAAGUGUACCCACUAGUCCUAUAUGUUAAGUGCACUUGCCAUUAAAAAUGUGUUUCUGCUGCUGUA